Molecule: messenger RNA, 3494 nt
Organism: Nannospalax galili (Upper Galilee mountains blind mole rat)
Lineage: Eukaryota; Metazoa; Chordata; Mammalia; Rodentia; Spalacidae
Gene: Cdk15
Product: cyclin dependent kinase 15
Exons: 14
Coding region: 1-1308 (435 amino acids)
Biological process (GO): protein phosphorylation
Cellular component (GO): cytosol; cytoplasm; nucleus
Molecular function (GO): ATP binding; cyclin-dependent protein serine/threonine kinase activity; cyclin binding
Source: RefSeq, a predicted model, not a curated record
AUGGGUCAAGAGUUGUGUGCAAAGAGGCUACCGCCAGGAUGCAGCUGUCACCAAGGUCCUGGAGGGGAGGCGCACAGCUGUCAGAGGAGUCAGCCUGGGAGCGCCGAGGCGGCUGCGGUCCAGCUAACAGACCUAAAAGAAGCAUCUUGUUCUGUGUCUUCAUUUCACCCCAAGGGACUCCAGGCUGUCAGUGCCUGGAAGCUGGAGAGCAGAAGAGAGAGGAGAAACAGUGAUUCUUUUCAGGAGGAGGAUCUGAGGCAGGGUUUGCAGUGGAAGAAGAGCCUCCCUUUCGGGGCAGCCUCCUCUUACCUGAACUUGGAGAAGCUGGGUGAAGGUUCUUACGCCACAGUUUAUAAGGGGAUUAGCAGGAUAAAUGGACAACUGGUGGCUCUAAAAGUUAUCAGCAUGAAUGCAGACGAGGGAGUCCCAUUCACAGCUAUCCGGGAAGCCUCUCUGCUGAAGGGUUUGAAGCAUGCCAAUAUUGUCCUCCUGCAUGACAUCAUUCAUACCAAAGAAACUCUGACAUUCGUUUUUGAGUACAUGCACACAGAUCUCGCCCAGUACAUGUCCCAGCAUCCUGGAGGCCUUCAUCCUCACAAUGUCAGGCUUUUCAUGUUUCAACUUCUGCGGGGCCUGGCAUACAUCCACCACCAACACGUUCUUCACAGGGACCUGAAACCUCAGAACCUGCUCAUCAGUCCCUUGGGAGAACUAAAACUGGCUGAUUUUGGUCUUGCUCGAGCCAAGUCCAUUCCCAGCCAGACAUACUCUUCAGAGGUUGUGACUCUCUGGUAUCGGCCACCUGAUGCAUUGCUGGGAGCUACUGAAUACUCCUCCGAGCUGGACAUAUGGGGUGCAGGCUGCAUAUUUAUUGAAAUGUUCCAGGGUCAACCUUUGUUUCCUGGGGUUUCCAACAUCUUCGAACAGCUAGAGAAGAUCUGGGAGGUAUUGGGAGUUCCUACAGAGGAUACCUGGCCUGGAGUCUCCAAGCUACCAAACUACAAUCCAGAAUGGUUCCCAUUGCCUAAGCCUCAAAGCCAUCAGAUUUUCUGGAACAGGCUGGGUGGGGUUCCUGAAGCAGAAGACUUGGCCUCCCAGAUGCUAAAAGGCUUCCCUAGGGACCGUGUCUCAGCCCAGGAAGCCCUGGUUCAUGAUUAUUUUAGUGUCCUCCCAUCCCAACUGUACCAGCUUCCUGAUGAGAAGUCUUUGUUUACAGUUUCAGGAGUGAGGCUGAAGCCAGAAAUGUGUGACCUUUUCACCUCCUGCCAGAAGGGUCAUCACCCAGCCUGGUUUAGCAAAUGCUGGUGAAAAGAAGGGUAAAGUCACCGAGAUCCUCGCAGAAGGUCAAUUUCUCAACAGGACAGAUUGGAGGAGAGACAUGAAAGAAUCUGGAACCAGAGCUGGUACUUGUGGCCUGUCAUGCUUGUGUUCAUUUAAAAUUUUCUUCAACCAAAAGACUUCUGUGGUGAAGAGAGGAUUAGUCUGGUUUAGAGAGGUCUCCACAGAAGAUGGUCUCUUGGAUCAACUUGUCAACAAAUAGACUUGGCUUAGGACUCUGUGAUGCUUAGGACUCCUCAGAUGCUUCUUCCUUCCCUCGCUAGGUUAUCAGAAUAUAUCACCACUCUACCCGGAUUUUAGGAGUUUGAACUGAAUUUCAAACUAUCUCCUGAUACUGAAUCUUAAUUGUCUGUGGUGACGGCAGAUGUGAUGAGGAACCAACGUUCCCAUUGGAUGGUGGAGACAUGAGAGUUCCAAAGAUGUAACUCAAGCCCCGUUGCACCACCAGACAUAGAAAGACACACAUACAACCCUCAGUAGGAGAUCUGUCUCCACUAACACAGGCACCACUUUUUACAAUGACUUCUGAAAGAAGCCAGAGAAACUCAAAUUAUUUCAUCUAGGCAUCAUCUCAGGAAAUAUAGUAGCCUAGAAACCAGAGAACACUGUGUAUCCUUUAGAAGAAGAGGGAGGAACCAAUUAAGAAAAUUAAAAAAAAAAAACGAGAACUGUCCACCCAGUAUCUGAGAUGAAAGAAGGGAAAAAUGCAUUUGGAUAGUCCAAAGAAAUCCGCCUUUGUGCAUAUUAGCAAGGAAUUGGAAAAAGCCUAUCUACAUAUUCUCACAGGAUAAAACAGCAUGGGCUGGGUGAUGGGGCUGGUAGGCAGUAUGCACAAUGAACAGUUCUUAUUCAAGCUAGACGAAAGCCAUUAGGGUCCAGGGCUCAGACUUGAGUCCUGUUCUGGUCAAGGAUUUUUAUUAAGUGCUUGGAUAAAAUCAGAGACGAUAUAUAACUUACUCAUACAACUCACUGAAAUAGGUACUACUAUUAUCCACUUUACAAAAAUGGAAACUGAGACUCAAUAAUGUUAAGUAACUCCUCUAUGGCAGUAUGCCAAGUUCAAAUGAAAAUUUCUGGUCUGACUGUGUCUAGUGCCUGUGAGCUUUCCAAUAACCACAUCCCUAUCACAUUUAUAGACUAUACCACUACUGAUCAUGAUUCAAAGGAUUCAGACCAGGCUAGAAACUAAUGAGCAGCAAGUCAAAACAGCACUUAUUCCUGUCACAUUUUAUCUGAUUUAAACUCUUAUGCAUUGGGCUUAAAAUGCCAGAACUUAAGUAAGGCUGUGACUUAGUGGAAAUUGGCACUUUUAAGUACAAUGUGAAUUAAUAAUAUACUCUAGCUGCCUCCGAUAUAUCAUGCUAAUCUUUUCAGGCUACAUACAUGAAAGACAUGUCCAACGAGAAGAAAAAUAGUUUACUCUCUUCUGAUCAGAACGCAUUUAAAUUAUAAUGCUCAACUCCACAUAUUAUUAGUUUGUAGAUUUAAUCUUGCAUAAUCUUUACACUACUAAGACAUAGGUUCAGUUAGUCACCAGUUUACAGAGAAGAACAUCAAGAAUCAAAUAUAAAUAGCUAGGAAUUGAUGCACAAACUCUGUCCUGAAAGCCAAUGCUUUCCCCAACACACCUCCAACUCUGCUGCAUGCCCCAAAGGGGACUUCCAAGAAGAACAAAAUAUGUGGGACAAAUCACAGGGAGGGACAGCUGCUACCAGAGAAAACCCAGGAGCCAAUGAAACUCCUUCCAGUGGGUAGAAGGCUGUCACAAAGCAAAGGGGCUGACCCUCCACUGGGCAACUGCAGAAUUAGCAGACUAAGAGCUCACAGUUGCUAAUUAGGUGGUGCAGGAAGAAUCUCUGAACCAGUUCACUUGCCCAUGAAUAUAGAAUGGAGUUCCCACAAAAGUGGUGGGCUUCCUCUGCCUCACUGAAGAUAUGAAAAGCUGUAGCAGAGAUUCCUAUACUGGAAGCCAGAACAGCUGAUCGCUCAGAUUCUUGAAAUGACCUAUGAACAGCUGUGGACGAGUUAUAUUUGGAAUUCUUGGAAGAUCCUGUUGUUGAAAGAAUAGGUAGAGUCAUUUUAUUUUCUAAGAAAAGAUUUUUAAGUCCAAAUUUUAAAAAUUACCCUCUUUAAUUAUAAAUGGAAUAUAAAUUAUG